Prunus armeniaca (apricot) is the source of this 3528-nucleotide messenger RNA. Lineage: Eukaryota; Viridiplantae; Streptophyta; Magnoliopsida; Rosales; Rosaceae. The record is from the annotation of a GenBank genome assembly.
AUGGGAAGGGCUUCAAUUUUGAAAGCUGGUCGUGCCCAACAGUUUCCUUGGUCAAUAAGUUGGCGGCCGCAUUCAUCCCUUUUAUGCCCAGCCGCAUAUUCAUCCGGCCGCACUAAAUUGUGCCCAAUUACAUUCGGGCCUCAAUUAGAACGAAUCUCGGCCGCACUAAAUUCCAAGCAGAACCCGGCCACAGUCUUCCAAUCCUGCCCGGCUACGAACUCCUCCAAUCCUGGCUGUGCCCAACAGAACAAUCCAUAUGCACUAGCCCAGCCGCAAUUCUUCUUCUCCGGUCACACCAAAUCGUGCCCAGUUGCCUAUUCAUCACACCCGGCCGCUAUUUCCAACUCCAUUCGAGCUGUCCGGCCGCAUCUUGUAUGCCCAGCUUUUUCGGGUCAUGCCCAGCGAAAAAACCUUGGCCGCAACCUCAGUCUCCAGCCCCUUUUCGAACAAAACCCAGCUGCGAUCUUAGAGAGCUGUUCAGCCCGACUGUAUUCUCCUCGUGCCCAUCCAAUAUCCCGUGCCCGGAUUAGCUAUAGGCUUUUAGAAGGUUUUCUCAAAACCCAUAUCCUCUUCAUCUUCACAUUCAUCAUUUCACACAUCAAAUCCACCCGAAUCAACAUCAAACUUGAAAUUUGCAAGUUUCUGGACUUCACAUGGGCAUCCGUUUGGGAGAGCGCCAAGCCAUUUAAAGGUUGGCCAACGAGAACCCCCCUCAAAUCGGAUCCCACCGCAACAAAGGAGGCCCCAUCAAAGAAAGCAUCAUCAGCCGCCGGGAAACCCGACCACUCAAGCUCGGUGGAUGGCAAGUUUGAUUGGUAUCAUUGGUUCAAGGCAUUGGAACCAAAAUUGAAGGGCCAUUGGAAGAAAAUUGGGAUUUAUGAUACAUUGCUCCUAUGUGCGGGAAGCCCAUUUCCUUGCGACCGAUGUCUCAUCAUUGCGGCCCUAUGCUUUUGGUCUUCCUCCACCAAUUGCAUGAGGCUCCGUUUUGGGAUGAUGACGCCCAACUUGCUAGACUUGGCCGCUAUCGCCGGCCUCCGUCCUCAUGGAGAGGAUUUCUCGGCCGCCAACCUUCCGGAUGGCAAAGUGGGCUUAGAUUUUCACAAGUCAAACAAGAACUCCGGGAGCUGGGUGAAGACAUAUCUUGGCCAUGGCGGAGAUCCCACCGACCCUCCUUCCAUCAAUGGCGUAUCCUACACUGAGCAUGUGGCUUUCCUUGUGAUGUGGUUGUGCAAGUUCUUGGCAUGCCCAAAAUCCGGCGGGAUCACAAAGGAAUUUCAAGCCUUGGCGGAGGUACUUGCGGAUGGCCAUCAAGUGGCCAUGGGCCCAAUCUUUCUUCCCUAUCUUUAUAGAGGGCUCCGUGAGGUAACCACUAAACCCAUGGAUUAUCAUGCUUCUGGCCCUAUAUGGAUUUUUCAAUUAUGGCUCCAGUUAUAUUUUCCGGAGUUAAGUCCCACCACCGUUUGCCCAAACGAUAAAGCACUUUUGGGUCCGCCUUUGCUCAACGCCCCACGGCGGAAGCAUUUUGUGGAGGAUUGCUUCCGCUUUUUCUAUGAGUGCCAGGAGAGGACUAGGGAGCAUCUCUCCAUUUGCCUUGAUCACCGUUUCCCGGAUUAUCUAGCCCUGGAUCUUUCCUCAUAUCCCACGGCGGAGACAAAAGAUGAGAGACAUAAUAUGUGGGCGAGCAUCCUUAUCAGCCGAGAUCUUCCAUAUGGCCUAAUGGUGAACAAAGGAAGCAAUUAUCAUUGUGGUGGUGAGCUUUAUUAUCCCGCCGCCGCCGGCUACCAGCUUGGUUUUAUACAGAGCAUCCCUAUACCACCCAUGGAUUCCGUCAACCUGCUCUCCUCUUGGCGGGUGGAAUUUAAAGAUGCAAAAGAAGUCACCACCUUGACGGAUUUCAACCAAGACUUGGUGAAAUCCUUCAGUAUUCCGAUUAGAGAUCCUCGGUUUGGUGACUCUAACAUCUUUAUCCAUUGGUGGAAAGAAAUGUCGGCCGGUUGGUUUUCUCAACCAUGCUCAGAGAUUGAGGAUAGGAUCCUUAAGCAUUGCCCAUGCUCAUUGGCCUUUCAACAAGAGAAAGAGAAGAAGAAGGCCCAAGCAAAAGUUGACACCGCCGAGAAGGAAAAUCCUCCCGCCAAGGUUAUUGAGAGAGAGAGCUUGGCCAAAUCCGCCAAUGCAAAUUCUGGGCGGGGCGAGAAAAGGCACACCGCCCCCAUCCAAGGAGAUAGCCCCGCCGGAAAUAUUUUGCCCUCUCAAACAUUCCUUCGGCCCAGAAAAGUUCCGCGGAACCUUUCACCCCAAGGUUCCCCAAGGCUGACGGAUCAUCCUUCCUCUUCUCAUUCGGUCGGGGCCGUGCAUUCGGCCACCACUUCAUCCGCCGCUCCGGAAACUCAACCUCCUACACUUGAGAAGGGAAUUGGGGCGCAAGUCAUGACUUCGGUGGGCGAGGAUGAGUUGGCCGAGAUCACUACCACGGAGCACCCGGAGGAUGUUUCCACGGGGUCACACGAGAUUACUCCCAUGCCCGAUGAUCACGCCCAUGAGCACGUGGCCGAGCUGACCGAGGAAGACUUCCCACAUGUUCCGAAUUCUCAGGCGGACGUGGUGGAGUCUACCGCCAUUACGGUCGGCCAUGCGAUCGUCGCCAAUGGUGUGCCUUCCACUAUUCCCACCGACGGAAGUGCACCACCUGAGCCCGUCCUUAUGUUGACCUUGGGAGCUCCUACCUUGGUUGUCGAUGCUAUUCCGUCUGAACUCCAACUUGAGAUUGGUGAGUCUUCAUCCCUUGUGCCCGCCGAGAUUACCAUGGAUCUAUCGGCGGAGGAUGGAGGAAACUUGGCCACGGUCCCCCAUGAAGAGGCCCCUCUACCAUCCCCUGAUCAGCCAUCUGGUGAUAUUUUUGACUUCCUAGAUCAGUGGGAUGCAUCUAUAUCCUCCGCGAAGGCUUCCACUCGCCUUGCCACUUCUUCUACAUCGACCGGGGCCUUACCAGAUUCCGGGGCUGAGGCCAUACUUCGGUCAUACAGAGAUGGAGACCUCAUGUCCUUGGAGGACAAAGAUGAGAGAAGCAAGCUCAAGGCCGCCAUUGAGACUUUGGCGAGUUCUGGCUUUUUCCCUGAUCCACGCUCGGCGGCUAUGAUUACUCAUCUCUUUGGUCAGGUGGAGAGAUUUGCCCCCCGCCGCCGUCCUUUUCUGGAGGAGCAAAGGAUAGGCCAAGAUUUGGAGCAGCGGAUUACCUCAUGUAGUGCCACCAUGAGGAGGGAGAUCGAGAUCGCCCGCCAAAUGCAACAGGAGGCUGCUGAUAUCGAUGAGCAGGUGAGGCAGCUUCAAGAAAGGAAGACUGGCAUUGUUGCCAAAGUCUCCGAGAUUGUCCGGAGCAAUAGGCCUCUCGAGACUCAACUUCGACAGGAUGCAGCAGCGGCGGGAGCAUAUCGAGAGAGGAAGUUGAUGAUUCAGUCUACCUUGUCCGCCGGAGAUACCGCGAUGGAGAGCUUUAGGGCUGCCCUCCGCACCUUUUUCCCCGAUGCUUAG